Messenger RNA from Athalia rosae (coleseed sawfly), 1303 nucleotides. Its product is annotated as persulfide dioxygenase ETHE1, mitochondrial. NCBI's taxonomy places the organism in Eukaryota, Metazoa, Arthropoda, Insecta, Hymenoptera, Athaliidae. Gene Ontology annotation, biological process: hydrogen sulfide metabolic process; glutathione metabolic process. The transcript has 6 exons. The record is from RefSeq and is a predicted model, not a curated record. The coding region runs from base 228 to 1091 and encodes 287 amino acids. Gene Ontology annotation, molecular function: sulfur dioxygenase activity.
AAUUCAUUAUCACAAAUCUUCGGUCGACGCCCAUAAGACCACACCUGUCUUUGCAAAGUUAGGAGUGCAUAAAACAUCGGCACAUUCUUACCUUCGGAAAUAAGUGUCAUAUCAGCGAUCUAUAUUAUAUUAUUCUUAAUAAUUUGGGGUCAAUUUUUCCGAGGGGGGGUACAGUAUUUAGUAGGUAAAUAGUCACUCCGGGAUAAAGUUGUGCAAUCAGUCUUUUUAUGCGAUUUAUCAUCACCAGCCACAUGAAUCUGCUGCACAUAGUGCGGCGACAGUUUUUAGCAGGGACUACUCUUUCCAAGUACAGAAUCAUGGCUAAUUUCAACCAUAUACAAGCUGUAAAUGACGUGUUAACACAGCCAGUGCAAUUUUCUCCAGAUUUUUUAUUCCGCCAGUUAUUUGAUCUAGUCUCCAGUACUUAUACUUAUCUACUGGCUGACAUUGUGAAAAAAGAAGCAGUAUUGAUAGACCCAGUUUUGGAGCAUGCUGAACGUGAUGCAAAGAUGUUGAAUGAACUUGGACUUGGUCUCAAAUAUGGAUUGAACACCCAUAUGCACGCAGACCACAUCACAGGUACUGGAAAACUGAAAUCAUUGAUACCUAACUGCCGAUCAAUGAUAUCUCGCAGCAGUGGUGCUGCGGCAGAUAUUCUACUAGAGCCUGGAGACAAUAUAGAAUUUGGCAGGCAUCAGCUAGAAGUAUUAGCAACUCCUGGGCACACAGAAGGUUGCGUCACUUUUGUCUGCCAUGAACAAGGGAUUGCGUUCACAGGUGAUACACUCUUGAUACGAGGAUGUGGGCGCACAGAUUUCCAGGGUGGUUCUUCAACAAAGCUUUACAACUCUGUUCAUUCCGUGAUAUUUAAUUUUCCGUUAAACUACAGAUUAUAUCCAGCUCACGACUACACUGGGAGAACGGUGACUACGGUAGCUGAAGAAAAGGCGUAUAAUCCGAGGCUAUCUAAAUCACUUGAAGAAUUUUCCCAGAUUAUGAACAACCUGAAUCUGGCUUAUCCCAAAAUGAUAGAUAAAGCUGUCCCUGCCAACAAGGUCUGUGGAUUAUUCGAACUCGAAAAGAACAAAUAGUGACCAAAACUCCAACAUUUCUGUUUGGAUUCCAAACUGAUCAAUUGUAAAUACCUAAUACCGCAUUGAAUAUGAUUUUGAUUCAAGGAGAGAAAAGUAAAAUCAUUGUAAAAAAUUAACCAUUUAAUAUGCAGACAUGGCCAAAUGCAUAAUGUUGUUAUACUACAUGAAAUAUUUCUAUUUUGAAUAAACUUAUGCACGUUCGCGAUGUA